Messenger RNA from Symsagittifera roscoffensis, 2150 nucleotides. RefSeq names its product alpha-methylacyl-CoA racemase-like. Bases 928 to 2097 code for a protein of 389 amino acids. Gene Ontology annotation, molecular function: alpha-methylacyl-CoA racemase activity. The transcript is spliced from 2 exons. The record is from RefSeq and is a predicted model, not a curated record. Lineage: Eukaryota; Metazoa; Xenacoelomorpha; Acoela; Convolutidae. Gene Ontology annotation, cellular component: mitochondrion. Gene Ontology annotation, biological process: bile acid metabolic process.
ACGAUGGCUCAGCGUUCUCAAGCUAUCAAUGAUUGCCUUCCAAAUUCUAGUGAAGAUGUUAUAAGAAAUAUCAUUGCUGUCCUUGCCUCGAACGGAGGAGAGGGAAUGCUUACGAGUGAUUUGAUGUCAGAGUACAGUUUCAUUGUAGGAAGAGAUGUUCCUUGGCAAAGAUUCAAUUGCGCAAAUUUAGACGACUUUUUGAAGCGAUUUCCUGACCGCAUUCAAUGUGUUCCGUCUAAAUAUGGUUCUGGAAAUCAGUACGUGCUUGCUGAAAAGAAGGGUUUGUCAAGCAGUUUUAGGGGUGCUUUAUCGUACCCGGAAUGCCCUAACAAUGUUAAAACCAGAACUGGAAGUCAUAGAAAACCUUCCGGCUUACAGAAGAAAGUUGCCAACAGGCGAACUCCUGGCUUUGUUCCGGCGCAUAUUAGGGAAAAUGUCAGCAGUUUGAUCCAAAAUCACCCAAAUGGGGUUUCUCUAGAUGCAUUUUUGUAUGAAUACUGUGAGGAGAACGGAGUUGAUUUGAUGCCCAGCUCUUGCAUGUGUUCAACUGUCAAAGACAUCUUUCUACUCUUGGAAGAAAUCAUAACUGUUCACCCUGGUGAAGUCUGCAUGCUGUAUCCUUCAGAAUCAAUUGUGCAAACCAAUAAGGCACAUUGGUUAGAGUUAAACAAUCACUUAUCCGAAGACAGAAUACGUAGAAAUAUAGGUGCUAUUUUGACAAGAGAAGGCACUGUUAGAAUAAAUUCACUGCAAACACAUCAUUUCAACAUGCACAAACAAUACAUCGACCUGCACCACUUGGGUUUCAAGUCAUUGACUGAAUUAAUAAACCGCAAUCAGGAUCUGUUCUCAAUCUUAAGAGACGAAAAGGAUAAUAUUUGGGUAGCAUUGAAAUAACAAUUGUGAUUUGCGGAAUUGCAGAUUUUGAUGUCAUUGAGAGGAGUCAAGGUAGUUGAGCUCGCUGGACUUGCUCCGGGUCCAUUUUGCGGGAAGAUUCUAGCUGAUCAUGGAGCAUCUGUAACGCGUUUAGACAAAUUACCAGCACCAAAUUUUGGGGUAGAUGUGCUGGCUGAUAAUAAGAAGUCAGUCUCUGUGAACUUGAAGAGUAAGAAUGGAAUGAAAAUUGCGAAAGAACUUAUAGAGAAAUCCGAUGUACUUAUUGAGCCGUUCAGAUCAGGAACAAUGGAGCGAAUGGGACUGGGACCCGAUAUUGCCAUGGAAUGCAACCCAGCGCUUAUAUAUGCAAGGCUGAGCGGCUAUGGACAAAAAGGCAAUUGGAGUUCAAUGGCGGGCCAUGACAUCAACUUCUUGUCGCUUUCGGGAGUCCUCAGUAGACUUGGAAGAGCUGGCUCCAAACCAACACCUCCUCAAAAUCUGCUGGCUGAUUUUGCCGGUGGGGGCUUGAUGUGUGCUUUUAGCAUUGUCAUGGCUCUUUUGGAACGAACGAAAAGCGGAAAAGGCCAAAUAGUUGAUUGCAGUAUGACGGCAGGUGCUGCAUACAUAGCUUCGUUUCUAUUCCACUCCAAGCAUCUUCUUCCGUUCAUAACACAAGACAGCAGAGGUCAAAAUGUGUUAGAUGGCGGAUGUCCAUUUUAUGACACGUACAAAACAUCAGAUGGCAGAUUCAUGGCUGUUGGCUCCCUCGAGCCCCACUUUUUCAUCAAGUUAGUUCAAAAGUUAGAUUUAGAUAACAAUUACUCCACUGAAGAUCAAAUGGAUAGAAAUAAAUGGCCCGAAAUGCGAUCAGAUUUUGAAGCGAAAUUUGCUGCAAAAUCAAUGAAAGAUUGGGUUGAAAUUUUUGCCGAUGUAGAUGCUUGUGUUACUCCUGUUUUGGAAUUAAGCGAAGCCUACGAACUGAAGCAUAAUCAAGAAAACGAAUCAUUUGUUCAUACUAAGUCUGGAGUCAAUGUUCCCAAUGUAGCUCCUAAACUUGGUCGAACGCCUGGUGCUUUAAACAAAGAUGAGUCAGCUCGAGUUCUACCUAUUGGAUUUAAUACUUCAGAGGUAUUGACAGAAUUGGACUACACGGAAGAAGAAAUUCGCUAUUUUAAAGAAAAUGGAGAUAUCUUUUGUCAUUCAACAGGUUCGAAAUUGUAAAGACUUAAAUAUUAACAAUAUCAGUUUUGUAAUUUUGUUAUGAUUAAUUGCUA